Rotaria sp. Silwood2 is the source of this 3273-nucleotide messenger RNA. The record is from the annotation of a GenBank genome assembly. Lineage: Eukaryota; Metazoa; Rotifera; Eurotatoria; Philodinida; Philodinidae.
AUGACUACGAACACAAAUUUAAAUACUAAAACUGAAGAUGAAACAACUGCGUUAAACAACAAAGAAGCUCUUCUUCAAAUAGACAGUAAUGGAUCGCUUACCAUUGAAAAAAAAUUACGUGUCGAAGAUUUUCGUCUUCUUCGUGAACGAUUUGACCGUGCAACAAUUCACAAUUUUGAGACUAAUACGAAACCAAAUGAUAAAACAACUAGUUCAUUAAAUAAAGAAGAAUUUAUUGAGUCAUUUGAAUCUAUAUUAGAUCUAGCUCAAUAUAGAAAUCAAUUAGAAAAAUUAUUUGAUAAACUUAAUUCAAAAGAAACAGGAUUUAUUAAUUGGAAUGAUUUUUGUACAUAUAUGCUUCAAUUUUAUCAAGAUGAAGAUUAUGCAAAUACUCUUCGUAUAUCACCUUUUAACAACGAACCAAAAAUUCGACACGUCGCUCAUAAUAAGCAAGAAUUAACAGCAAAAAUUCUUCAUUUAGAAAAUCCAGUUAGAUUUAUCAAUAUAAGUAAAGAAGGUUCUUUAGGUUUAUGGACACCAAAUCUUAAUCUAGAAAAAAUAUAUUCUACUAUUGAUGAACUUGAUGAUGGAUCAAGUGGUGGUAAUACAAGUGGCACGGGACAAAAUCGUCGUCGAGCUGGAAUGUGGAUAACAGAUGCUAUUUUUAUGCCUGAUGUACAUAAAUUAGUACUUGCAUCCACUAGUCGAGAUUUACGUUUUUUUACUAUUACAACUGAAGCAUUUCUUGAAGAUUUUGGUGGCAAUAAUGAAUCAGCUUUAAUAUAUGGUGAUGAUAGUGGUUUUAUUCAUAUAUUAUAUUUUAAAAAUCCCAUUAAUUCUCUAUUUGAUCCAGUUCGACGAAAAACAGAUCCAGGAAAAUUUGAUAGAAUGUCUGCAAAUCCUACUCAACGUAUAUUUUGGGAUGAAUUAAAAGAACAUGAUAAAUUUGUUAAAUAUCAUAAUAUGGGUGCUAUUCAUCGAGAAUAUGUUCGUAAAAUACUUUAUAUACCACAUAAUAAUUCAAUUAUUGCAUCAAGUGGUGAUAAUCGAAAUUCUUUGAUUAUUACUAAUAUAAACAAGUUAAAGAAGCCUUAUAUUUUUCGAUUAUAUAAAGGAUGCGAAUGUUUUGAUUAUAGCAAAGCAUUAAAUAUUUUAAUAACUGGUGGUGCUGAUUAUCUUGCACGUAUUUGGAAUCCAUAUGUAACACAAAAAAAUAUAGCUAUCUUAGAGGGACAUCAUGCAGCAGUGAUUGAUAUUAAAAUUAAUGAACGUUUAGCACAAUGUUAUACAUUGAGCCAAGAUGCUAUGGUUAAAGCUUGGGAUUUAAAAGAAUUCUUUUGUCUUCAAACAAUUCCUAUUCGAUUUCCGACUACAUUAGGUGGAAAAAAGCCAACAUUUGCUCCAUUUGCCAUGGAUUUAUAUCUUAAUAAAUUAACUAAUAAUACGGAAACAAGUUUACCCGGUGGUCUAGUUUUAGCAUGUAAUGAUUAUUUAUGUUUAAUGAAAUUAGGACAUGAUAUAUCUAAAGAUGGUAGUCUAACUGAAACACAUACAGCACCAAUUAGUUGUGCAGUAUAUAAUCCUAAACUUAAACAAUUAAUAACAUGUGCGGAUAAUUCAAGUAUAGGUGCAUGGGAUAUUGAAUCAGGUCGUAAAGCAUAUUUUAUAGUUGAUGCACAUGAUGGUGAAGAAAUUACAUGUGUUUCUAUUGAUCGAUCAUGUCGAAAACUUGCAACAGGUGCUCGGAAUGGUGUUAUUAAAAUUUGGAAUACUGCUAAUGGUCAAAAUCUUCUUAUAUUACCAAGUGUACAAGAUGCAGAAAUUACGGGUAUUCUUUUUUUUGAUAAAGGCAUUAUUACAGUUGGAUGGUCAAGAAAAAUUGUUAAAUAUCCAGAUAUUAUUUCUGAACUUGUUGUACCUAAAGCUGAUUUAUCAUGGCGUGGUUCACAAACACAUCGUGAUGAUAUCUUAUGUUUGGAACAUUUAUUACCGAUUAGUAAUAUAAUGUGUACAGCUUCAUAUGAUGGUGAAAUUAAUGUAUGGAGUAUUGAUACAGAAAAAUUAGUUAUGUGUUUACGUAAAGGACCAACAACUGAACUUCGUCGUUCACCAUCAAAUUAUCGUCGGUCAUCAUCUCGUUAUUCAAUAGCACGUGGUCCAGUACCAGUUGAUAAACUUCUCUUUCUUCGACAUCGUGCUAAAGAAAAUAUGAAACUUGGUGUUUUAAUAUCAAGUGAAGGUGGUAAUCUAUACUGUUGGUCACUUUAUGGUGAACGCAAGAAUAUGGGAAUGUUUUAUGGCCCAUCGAAACCGGGUGAAUCAAUAUUAGCUAUGUGUACUGAUGCAACUAAUCGAUAUUUGAUAUGUGGUGAUACUCAUGGUGAAAUGCGUGUAUGGAAUAUAGAAAACUAUUGCUGUUCAACAACAUCACCUGUUCUAUUUGAUUCAACUUCACCACCACUUAUACAUUUUUGGCAAGCACAUAUUUCACCAAUUAUCUUUUGUGAAUGGACUGAUUAUAAAGGAAGUGGGGAUUUUAUAUUAACUGGAUCAACAGAUCAUACAGCACAUUUAUGGACAAUAAAUGGAGAAGAAAUUGGAAUAUUUGGACAAAGACAACAAUGGGAUAUUGAAUUAUUACUUUCAUCAAGAAUAACAAAUGAUGAUGAACAAAUAGGAGAAAAAAGUGAAAAUAACAAUGAAAAUGAUCAAAAUGACAUAAAAUUGACAACAACAGAUAAAAUUAAUUAUUUACAAGUGCCUGAAAUUGCUAUAAACAAAGACGUUGGCGAUAAACGACCAUUAUCGUCAACUUCUCAAAAUUCUGAUCGUGUGAGUGGACUUGGCUUACCAAUUGAACGAGGAUUAAAUCAACAAAAAUUACAACGACAAGAACGACGUCAUCGUUUUAGUGGAAUUGAUGGUCGUCAUUUGACCAAAGGUGGUGUCUGUUGUACUCCAUUCGCUUUACUUUCAACUCUGGAUAUUGAUGAUGCUAUAUCUAAUAUAAAUUAUUCGAGUUUUCAACCAAAAUCAAUAGUCAUAGAAGAAUUAUACAUGGGCAAUAAAAAUGAUUUACCAUCAACAACAAAUUUAUCAUCGAAAAAUCGACUUGUUCUACCAUCAAUAAUAUCACGUCAACGAACAUCAUCAUCAUUUGCAAGUAAUAUAACUUCAACACCAGGAACACCAUUCGAUGUUGACACAAAUAAUCGAUUUCCAUUGUCAUCAAGACAAACUACAUUUAUGAAAUCGAUUUCAGAAAUAUCAUAA